This is a messenger RNA of Acanthosepion pharaonis, 522 nucleotides long. Lineage: Eukaryota; Metazoa; Mollusca; Cephalopoda; Sepiida; Sepiidae. The record is from the annotation of a GenBank genome assembly.
AUGUUAAUCUGUUCAUAUCUAUCUAUCUAUCUAUCUAUGUUAAUCUGUUCAUAUCUAUCUAUCUAUCUAUCUAUGUUAAUCUGUUCAUAUCUAUCUAUCUAUGUUAAUCUGUUCAUAUCUAUCUAUCUAUCUAUGUUAAUCUGUUCAUAUCUAUCUAUCUAUCUAUCUCAUUCUGUUCAUAUCUAUCUAUCUAUCUAUCUCAUUCUGUUCAUAUCUAUCUAUCUAUCUAUCUCAUUCUGUUCAUAUCUAUCUAUCUAUCUAUCUAUCUAUCCCGUUCCCUUUUCGUUUAACUUUUCAACCUAUUUAUUUUCAACCUAUUUAUUCCCCAGCCUUCCUGUGUUACCGUUCUCUCUCAUUGCUUCUUUUUCAUUUUCUAUCUAUCUAUCUAUCUAUCUAUCUAUCUAUCUAUCUAUCUAUCUAUCUAUCUAUCUCAGUUUAUUCAUAACUAUCUAUCUCAGUUUAUUCAUAUCUAUCUAUCUAUCUAUCUAUCUAUCUAUCUAUCUAUCUAUCUAUCAGUUUUGA